This is a messenger RNA of Ctenocephalides felis (cat flea), 1014 nucleotides long. RefSeq names its product acetyl-coenzyme A synthetase-like. The transcript is spliced from 6 exons. The annotation marks the transcript as partial. The record is from RefSeq and is a predicted model, not a curated record. Gene Ontology annotation, biological process: acetyl-CoA biosynthetic process. Gene Ontology annotation, molecular function: acetyl-CoA synthetase activity. Lineage: Eukaryota; Metazoa; Arthropoda; Insecta; Siphonaptera; Pulicidae.
UUAGAAGAAGUAUGCAGAUUUGCCAACGUUUUAAAAAAUUUAGGAGUUCGCAAAGGUGACAGAGUAUCUAUUUAUAUGCCAAUGGUUUUGGAAUUGGCAAUUGCUAUGUUAGCAUGUGCUAGAAUAGGGGCUGUUCAUUCGAUCGUGUUUGCAGGUUUUUCAUCCGACUCUUUGGCCGAAAGAAUGACAGACUGUCAAGCGAAAGUCCUCGUAACUGCUGAUGGAGCAUGGCGAGGUGAGAAACCAUUACAUUUGAAAGCUCUUUGUGACGUAGCUAUGGAAAAAGCCGAAAAGCUGGGCCAUCGCGUUCAAAAAUGUGUGGUUGUCGCUCAUCUGAAACGUGUCACUCCUGGAACCAGCGAGGAGAUCAAUGGAGUCGAGACUCCUAUGACAGAUGGCCGCGACCAUUGGUGGCAUGAGGAAAUGGACGAAGUUGAACCAGCAUGUUACCCAGAAUGGAUGGCUGCUGAGGAUCCAUUGUUCAUGCUUUAUACAAGCGGCUCCACUGGUAAACCGAAAGGGGUUCUACAUACUACAGGUGGUUAUCUAUUGUAUGCUGCCACCACAUUUAAAAUGGUUUUUGACUACAAGCCCGAUGACAUCUACUGGUGCACUGCUGAUGUAGGAUGGAUUACUGGACAUUCGUAUGUUGUCUAUGGACCAUUAGCUAAUGGCGCCACCUCCGUUAUGUUUGAAGGGACGCCAUUUUAUCCGGAUAACGAUAGAUAUUGGGCGGUUAUUGAAAAAUACAAAGUGACCCAGUUUUACACAGCACCAACCGCCAUAAGAGCUUUGAUGAAGUUCGGGGAAGAACCAGUCAAGAGACAUAACCUUUCUACUUUGAAAGUUCUUGGUAGUGUAGGAGAACCCAUCAAUCCUGAAGCGUGGAUGUGGUACUACAAAACAGUCGGAAAAGAGAAAUGUUCAAUUGUCGACACAUUUUGGCAAACAGAAACUGGUGGCCAUGUGGUCACACCAUUGCCGGGAUGCACCCCAAUGAAGCCUGGCGCAGCA